AGGCGGACACGCACACGAGCCAAUCAGGCGCGCGGUUACAGCCUCCACGCACGUUGAAUGAGCGCGCGGUACAGGAGCAGAGUGCAGCGCGAGACGGACGAACCGCUGCCUGUCAUUAGCUCAGAGAGUGACAGAGCAGCGACAGCGAGAAGAGAGGAGUAGCGGACACGCACCCAACACCCACACAGAGCGAGAGGACAGGGGAAGAGGGAGCAGAAGCACCCCGAGUGAAGUGGGAGACUGACAGCCAACAUGAGCGCUCAGUUUGAGGAAGAUAUUCUAGACCGGGGUGAGAGAAAGAGCAGCAAAUCCCCGACGUUGCUCUCUUCUUACUGCAUAGACAGCAUUCUGGGCCGCCGCAGUCCCUGUAAGGUCAGACUAAUUGGGGCGCAAAGUUUGACCGGUCUGCCCGGCAGAGGAGAGUUUGACAAGACGACUGACGUUUCCUCAGGGCCAACGAAAGAGCCCCUUUCUCUCGGCGCUGACUUGCACCUGCCUCCCAAACUCCGUCGGCUGUAUGGACCCGGAGGGAAAUACCUACACGACCACACAGAGAAGCUGGAAAGAGAGAGACUGCUCCUAGAGCAGGCCAGCGAGAGCCUCAAAAUCAGCCAGGCGCCGCAGGUGAGCAUCAGCCGCAGCAAGUCCUACCGGGAGAACGCCUCACUUCACCGGGGAGAGGGCGAGCAGAGUCCAGGGGAGGCCUCGGAGGACGGCGCACUCGGACUGGUGGAGCUCGGACCCCUCAAGUUCGAGGAGGACGGCGGAAAGGAGGAGGAGGGGAGCUGCGCGGACGCGGCCGCGCUGUCCCCGAAGGACGAGGAGAGGGAGGAGAUCUUGAACGCCGGAGACGGGGACGUGAGGGACGGGGAGGACAGCGUGUGUCUGUCGGCGGGCAGCGACUCCGAGGAGGGGAUGCUGAAAAGGAAGCAGAGAAGAUACAGGACUACAUUCACCAGCUACCAGCUGGAGGAGCUGGAGAGAGCUUUCCAAAAGACGCACUACCCCGACGUGUUCACAAGAGAGGAGCUCGCAAUGCGUCUGGAUCUCACCGAGGCCCGCGUUCAGGUUUGGUUUCAGAACCGCAGGGCCAAGUGGAGGAAGCGUGAGAAGGCAGGGGUGCAGGCCCACCCAUCAGGCCUGCCCUUCCCAGGCCCCCUUGCUGCAGGCCAUCCUCUCAGCCACUACCUAGAAGGAGGGCCAUUCCCUCCUCACCCGCAUCCAGCCUUGGAGUCCGCCUGGACAGCUGCUGCAGCUGCAGCCGCUGCCUUCCCAGGCCUGGCCCCACCACCUCACAACAGCUCUGCUCCACCCCUGGCUACCCCACUGGGACUGGGUACCUUCCUGGGCACUGCUGCCAUGUUCCGCCACCCUGCCUUUAUCGGACCCACUUUUGGCAGAUGGUUGAACUCUGGUCUUCCUUCAGGCUGUUCUCCAGUAUGGGUCCCCUGACAAGUGCUUCCACUGCUGCAGCCCUCCUCCGUCAGCCCGCGCCCCCAGUGGAGAACCCCUCCCAUGCGGGCUCCGUCCUGCCCGACCCUUCCUCUUCUUCCUCGUCCUCAUCCUCCUCGGUGGCGGCGGCAGACCGCAGGGCCUCAAGUAUUGCCGCGCUGCGCCUCAAGGCCAAGGAACACUCGGCUCAGCUCACCCAACUUAACAUCCUGCCGGCGGGAGCCGCGGGGAAGGAGGUGUGCUGAACACUCAGCAGCAGCUCCAGCCCCUCCCGUCCUGGGCUUACGCCCCAUUCCAUGACAGCCCGCACCCCCCCCAAGAAAAAAACAAAACAAAACGAAACAAAAAAAAAACACAAGAAAAGCAAAA
Gambusia affinis (western mosquitofish) is the source of this 1821-nucleotide messenger RNA. RefSeq names its product aristaless related homeobox a (gene arxa). Gene Ontology annotation, molecular function: DNA-binding transcription factor activity, RNA polymerase II-specific; RNA polymerase II transcription regulatory region sequence-specific DNA binding. The coding region runs from base 253 to 1452 and encodes 399 amino acids. The record is from RefSeq and is a predicted model, not a curated record. Lineage: Eukaryota; Metazoa; Chordata; Actinopteri; Cyprinodontiformes; Poeciliidae. Gene Ontology annotation, biological process: regulation of transcription by RNA polymerase II. The transcript is spliced from 5 exons.